AUGGCACUGAUCCGAGCGGCCAAAUAUGCGACACUUCUUGGAGUGGGCGGCACUUCCCUCCAUGUGUUGCACCGAAACGAUUGGUAUGUCAUCUCAGUGUCACAACUGAUGCUAUUGACAGUUGAUAUGCUGUACAAGGACGCGCGUAACAUAGGAGUGGUACGUAUGGGUCGGGCGGCGGUGACUGUGAGCCAAAUAGCGGUG
Oppiella nova is the source of this 204-nucleotide messenger RNA. NCBI's taxonomy places the organism in Eukaryota, Metazoa, Arthropoda, Arachnida, Sarcoptiformes, Oppiidae. The record is from the annotation of a GenBank genome assembly.